GGUAACAUUCAAUAAUCUGUAUUUCUGCCUCUGCGUAGAAAUGGUUAUUUACAAAAAAAAUACUUUUAACAAAAUAAUCAUUAAAAUUAAUAGUUUUCCAUUUCAUGAGCAUGGCUAUGAGACAAUCAAGUGACAUGGCUAAAUUCAAGGAAACUUUGAAAGCCGCUAAAGAAGUUGUUAUCCUAUCCGGAGCGGGUAUAAGUGCUGAAUCUGGUAUACCUACGUUUAGAGGCGCUGGUGGCUAUUGGAGGAAAUAUCAAGCAUCUUCUUUAGCGACGCCUGAAGCAUUUAGACAUAGUCCUAGUUUGGUGUGGGAGUUUUAUCAUUAUAGAAGAGAAGUGGCUGCCAAAGCACAACCUAAUCAGGGCCAUAUAGCUAUUGCCUAUUAUGAGUCAACACAUGAAUCAGAAAAGAAAAUAACAGUAAUAACACAAAAUGUAGAUGGUCUACAUGUCAGAGCAGGCACAAAGAAUCUAAUAGAAUUACAUGGUAAUCUCUACAAGACCCGUUGCACAAAAUGUAAAGAAGUUCUAGUUAAUAAUGACAGUCCAAUUUGUGAGGCACUUGCAGGUAGAGGGGCACCUGAUGUAAAUGUUGUGGGCUCAGAUAUACCAGUCAAAUCCUUACCACAUUGUAAAAAGUCAGACUGCGGUGGUCUACUAAGGCCACAUAUAGUUUGGUUUGGCGAAAGUUUGAAUGCAGCUGUUUUAAAUAAAGCAGAAACAGCAAUGGCGACUUGUGACAUAUGUUUAGUGGUUGGUACAUCAUCUGUGGUGUACCCGGCGGCCAUGUUCGCGCCGAAAGCCGCCGCCAGGGGCGCGGUAGUCGCGGAAUUUAAUUUGGAACCCACGCCCGCUACUUCAGACUUUCAUUAUUACUUCGAAGGACCAUGUGGUACUACAUUACCUAAAGCCCUGUUUGAUUGAAUUUUUUCUAUAUUUCCAGUAUUUUAAACAUAUUUGAUGUUAUUGCUAGGCAGUAGAAAAUUAUAACACUAUUCCCGCAUAUAGAACAGAAAACAUUUUUAAGGGAUUACCCGAAACAAAUGUUUUGUUUAUAUGUUACUACUUAUAAAUAUAGGAAGGUCAAUAAUACUAGAUCCUUGUAUAUAUGUAAAAAAAAAUUAUUUAUUGUUUUAAUUAUUAAGAUAAAUAUUAAAUAGUUAAAUUAUUGCAUUAA
This is a messenger RNA of Papilio polytes (common Mormon), 1179 nucleotides long. RefSeq names its product NAD-dependent protein deacylase sirtuin-5, mitochondrial-like. Lineage: Eukaryota; Metazoa; Arthropoda; Insecta; Lepidoptera; Papilionidae. The coding region runs from base 105 to 926 and encodes 273 amino acids. The transcript is spliced from 5 exons. The record is from RefSeq and is a predicted model, not a curated record. Gene Ontology annotation, molecular function: NAD+ binding; protein-malonyllysine demalonylase activity; protein-succinyllysine desuccinylase activity.